AUCAUGAGCCUAAAGAACUUAAAGAAGAAACAGGAAAAAAAGAAGAAAUGCAAAGUAGUGCUAAUAAUCAAAUGAAAAAAAAGACAAAAACACCAGACCAACAAUGCCAGCAACAAAUGAUAUACCAAAAUGGAUGA
Molecule: messenger RNA, 137 nt
Organism: Cetraspora pellucida
Lineage: Eukaryota; Fungi; Glomeromycota; Glomeromycetes; Diversisporales; Gigasporaceae
Source: the annotation of a GenBank genome assembly